AAUUGUGUGGCAAGGAAAAAUAAACCAUUCGGCUACAAAAAAUGUGCAAUGUGAUACACAUGUGCUCGAAAGUUAUUUACGGUCCAUUGUAAUAAUUACUUCAAUUAAUCUACUUUGUGGUGGGCAACUUGUCAUCAGUUAGAAACGAUGGGGAAGAAAAAUAAGUCAGUCAAGAACAAGUCCGAGGGCACUGUGGUGUCCAAACAAUCCCCUUCAAUUCCAUCAUCAUCAAAGAAGAACUUUACGUCUGAAGAUGAGAGAUUUUCUGGCGUCCUCAACAACCCGAUCUUCAGAUCUGUGCCAAAGAAUGAAAAGAAAAUUGCUAUUGAUAAACGAUUCGAAUCCAUGUUUCAUGACAAAGGAUUCAAAUUGCGGUACAAGGUUGAUAAGCGAGGACGUCCCGUUAAUUUUACAACUGACGAAAACCUAAGAAAAUAUUAUAAUCUCGAGGACGAAGAUGGAGAAAGCCACCAAGUUAAAUCUGAGAGUUCAAGUUCAGAUGACGACGAACAAGAUUUGCCAUCCUCGGACGACGACGAGGAGGAGGUGGGAGGGAAGACUUCUGCUGGCGGUUCCAAGAGUUUGGAUGUGAAAGCGCGUUCAGAACUGCCAGAGUCUGUAAAAAAGUUACUUCACAGCAGCAAAGUCGAUUAUGCUCGAGGGGAAGGUGCAUUUGUAGGAGAGGAGUCUUCCGACGAGGAAACAACGUCCGAAGAGGAAGAAGAACAAAAUAAUGUUGAACAUGAAUGGGGAGAACUUGACAAAGAUGCAUCGAGAACAGAAGAUUCGACCAGACGCCUCGCUCUUUGCAACAUGGAUUGGGAUCGAAUAAAAGCUGGCGACUUGAUGCUGCUAUUUAGCUCAUUCUUGCCCCCUGGAGGAUCACUAUCUAAUGUUUCGAUAUUUCCAUCCGAAUUUGGAAAGGAAAGAAUGGCAGAAGAGGAUUUGAAAGGGCCGUUAGAAUUGAAGCAGUUUAAACAAGAGUACAACUCCGAUGAGGAGGUCGAGGGGAAGAAUGCCGACGACAAUUCUGACAAUGACGAAGGUUCAGAGUAUCAGAGAGAGAAAAUGCGUCAGUAUCAGCUAAACAGAUUAAAGUAUUUUUAUGCCGUUUUGGAAUUCGACUCUCCCGAAGCAGCGGAUAAGGUUUACACCGAAUGUGACGGUAUGGAAUACGAGUCCAGCUCUGCAAAAAUAGAUUUGCGAUUUAUACCUGAUGACAUGGAAUUCGACGAGACACCAAAGGAUACAUGUAAUGCGGUUCCUGAUGCGUCAAAAUAUCGACCAAAGUUUUUCACAACGACUGCACUCCAACAAAUCAAAGUUGACUGCACUUGGGAUGAAACAGAUCCCACACGCAAAGAUCUAAUUGCACGAGUUUUGGACCCCAAGGAAAAGAUUGAUGAUGAGGAUCUGCGUGCUUAUUUGGCGUCGUCGUCGUCAGAUUCUGAAGUUGAAACUGUUGAAGAGAAGGAACCAACUUUAACAAAAGGUCAUUCCGAGUCUGAUUCGAUUGCAAAGUAUCAAAUGCUCCUCGACUCUAUUAAACAGAAGGAGGAAAGUAAGAAGAAGGACGUCGAACUUGAAAUCAGUUGGGGAGUUGGACUCAAACAAAAGGCAGAAGAAUUGGUCAAGAAAAAGUCAAAGGAAGAUGAAAUUAAAAAACUGACUCCUUGGGAAGAACGAUUAACUAAACAAAAGGAAAAACGACGCCAGAGAAAGUUAGGAAAGCAAUCUGUGGUGGCGACGGAAAAAGGUUCCGAGUCGUCAGGCAGUAGAGACGACGAUGAUGACGACUCCUCUCUUGAUCAGCCUUUUAGCGAUGACGAGGUGGAUGUUGAUAUGAACGAUCCUUUCUUCAAACAAGAACUCAAGUCGCGCGGUCAGAGGGUCCAGGGUCAGAGAAAACAAGAUAAAAAGUUGGAAAGGCCAAAAACUGAUGCAGGAACGGACGAAAAGUCGAUGGGCCAACUGGACCUCCUCCUGCUGGACGACGACAAUCAAGGGAAGAAUCAUUUUAAUUUUAAGAAGAUUAUAGCAGUUGAAGCGGAAACCAAAUCCAAAUCUAGGAGAAAGAGAAAACUUCAACUUAAAAAGAAGAUACAAGAAGGAGAGCAGAAUGAUGACGAUGGAUUUCAAGUUAAUGUUGAAGAUACUCGAUUUUCUGCCUUGUUCUCAUCACAUCAUUACAAUAUUGAUCCUUCAGAACCCAACUUUAAAAGAACCAAAGGCAUGGAAAGUAUAAUUCAGGCUAAACAAAAACAGAAGAUAGCCUUGGACGACCGUGUUGUGAAAAAUGAAGGUCAAAAAUCAUCUCCUGGGGAAGAGAAGAAGACAAAGAAUCGAGCAGAGUUGGAAUAUUUGAUAAAUUCUAUAAAGAACAAGACAAAAAGUUUGAAAUUAAAACGCAACAGAUAAUUCAAUUACCUUAAUAUAGGACGACUAUUAGAUAUAAUUAAAAUGCAAUUCUUAUAGUUGAAUUAAUACAACAUUUUUAUAAGAUUGACAAACACUUUAUUAUAAAAAAAGUUUCAGACUAGUUUGUAACCA
Folsomia candida is the source of this 2550-nucleotide messenger RNA. RefSeq names its product ESF1 homolog. Gene Ontology annotation, molecular function: RNA binding. The coding region runs from base 148 to 2418 and encodes 756 amino acids. The transcript is spliced from 9 exons. The record is from RefSeq and is a predicted model, not a curated record. Gene Ontology annotation, biological process: rRNA processing. Lineage: Eukaryota; Metazoa; Arthropoda; Collembola; Entomobryomorpha; Isotomidae. Gene Ontology annotation, cellular component: nucleus.